This is a messenger RNA of Anopheles coustani, 6117 nucleotides long. RefSeq names its product neurexin-1. The transcript is spliced from 21 exons. Lineage: Eukaryota; Metazoa; Arthropoda; Insecta; Diptera; Culicidae. The coding region runs from base 1 to 6117 and encodes 2038 amino acids. The record is from RefSeq and is a predicted model, not a curated record.
AUGGCGUCGGUGCGUGAGGAACAGCGAAGCCUGCAAGUGAGUGUGACGGACCGUGAGCGGGACCGCGGCGGAGGUCCCGAGACGGGCGGCGGGGGAGAUAGAUGUGGGGCCAUUACGGGAAGUACGGCACUACUUUCGAACGGCCCGAAAGUGAUUAGAGUAGGUUCCCCGGCACGGGAAAGAUGCUCGAGAAAGCUGCGCGUUCCGGGUUCGUCGAGCGACGAGAACCCUUCUUCGCCGGCGGAUUGUGCUCACCCGAGCCGGCCAUAUCUGUGUCAAAGUCGCAGUAAUUGCAUUAGCAAUCGCCCUAAUCGCCCGAGCAGUAAUAACAUUCGCAACCGAGCCGCCACCGCCGCCUCCUGCGAUGUAACGGAACGCGACGGCAUCCCAUCCCCGAGCAGCGCGGGAUCCAGCGUGGACAAUAAAAGCAACGAUCAUUGCCAGCGACCCCCGAUGACUGAUCCGUCGGUUCCGGACAGCUUCGGACCCGUAUCGCAAAUGCCAUCGCCACGGAGGCCCUCGCCGUCGAGACCGUCGGCGUGGUUCAGCCCGUCGAAGCUAGCGAGCACUGCCAUGGCGACGGUACGGCUGUCGAAGGUGCUGCUGCUCGGCCUACUGUUAUCGCAGCUCGGGCACGGCUGUUCCGGGUUCACCCUCGACGGGUCGCAGACCAGCUUCGCCCAGUUCCGCAAGUGGUACACCGGGCUGAACGGGUCGCUCGAGCUGGAGUUCAAGACGGAGCAACCGAACGGGCUCGUCCUCUACACCGACGAUGGCGGCACGUUCGACUUCUUCGAGCUGAAGCUGGUCGAGGGUGCGCUGCGGUUGCGGUACAAUCUCGGCGGGGGCGCACAAAUCAUUACCGUCGGCCGGGACCUGCACGAUGGCCACUGGCAUAAAGUUCAGGUGCUGCGCAACGACGAACAUACAACCCUCACCGUGGACGGAGUGUCGCAGAGCCGGAGCUCGCGAGGGAAGGAGUUUCUGUUCGGAAAGUUCGCCACCAACUCGGACGUGUUCGUUGGUGGCAUGCCGAAUUGGUACAACACCAAGCUGGCCCUGCUGGCGCUGCCGAGCGUCAUCUUCGAGCCCCGGUUCCGCGGUGCGGUCCGCAAUCUGGUCUACUCCGAUCAGCCCGGCGUUUCCCCGCGGCGGCAGGAGAUGCGACAACCGCGGGACAUCAAGUGUGGCGACUCUCCAUGCGAUCUGACGGCGAUGCCACGGGAAAAAGUGACACGGCAACUGCGCACCAACGUUACCGAUGCCUGCGAGCGCCACGAUCCCUGCCAGCACGGAGGCAUCUGCAUAUCGACCGACUCGGGCCCGAUCUGCGAGUGCCGCAACCUGGAGUACGAGGGAACGUACUGCGAGCGAGACAAGGCACCGUCGGAGGCAACGUUCCGCGGGACAGAGUUUCUCUCGUACGAUCUGGGGCAGACUGGUGGCGAGCCGAUCGUUAGUGCCCAGGAUGCCAUCACGCUCUACUUUCGCACGCGCCAGCCGAACGGGCUCCUCUUCUACACCGGUCACGGCACUGAUUAUCUGAAUUUGGCGCUGCGCGAUGGCGGCGUAUCGCUGACCAUGGGUCUCUCGAACGGAAAGCAGGAGAUGCACAUCAAACCGUCCCGCGUACGCUUCGACGACCACCAGUGGCACAAAGUCACGGUCCAUCGGCGCAUCCAGGAGAUUUCAUCGAUAACGAGCUUCUGCAGGCUGGUGGCCGUCGUGGACGAUGUGUACACGGAUCAUUCGCACAUUGCCGGCAAGUUCACCAUGCUUUCGUCGUCGCGCGUGUACGUCGGCGGUGCCGUCAAUCCUCGGGCCCUUUUGGGCGCCCGUGUGCACAACAAUUUCGUGGGCUGCCUCCGGAAGGUUGAAUUUUCCGCCGAUACUCUGCGCCUGAAUCUGAUCGAUCUGGCACGAACCGGCUCGAAGCUGAUACAGGUGGCGGGACGGGUUGAUUAUACGUGCCCAUCCGGCGACCCGCAGGACCCGGUGACGUUCACCACCCGAGAGUCGUAUCUGGUACUUCCCCCCUGGGACGCAUCGAAGCAAGGCCUACUGUCGUUUAAAUUCCGCACAAAUGAACCAAACGGAUUAAUAAUCCUCAACACGAUGACCCGCGCACCAAAGAGCAACUUCUUCGCGGUGGAGCUGCUGAACGGACAUAUCUACAUCCACCUGGAUCUGGGGACGGGUGCGGUGAAGGUGCGGGCCUCGAGACGCCGCGUAGAUGACGGCGUGUGGCACGAGAUGUCCGUGCGGCGGAAUGGACGCGACGGUCGGGUGGCGGUGGACGGCCUGUGGAACGACUACCGGACGCCCGGCGAGGCGUCCCAGAUGCAGCUGGAUAGCCCGAUGUACAUCGGCGGAAUCGGGCCACCGUACUCCGAGAUCUACAUUCCGCCCGCCGUCUGGACGGCCACGCUGCGCCAAGGGUUCGUCGGGUGCCUGCGAGACCUGACGCUGUCCAGCAAGCCGGUAGAUAUAGCGCACAUCGCUCGCCAGCAGGAUUCGGGAGCAAUCAAGCCGUCGUGUCACGUAAUAGCGAACCAGUGCGGCGGACAGGUGUCACCGUGCCAGAACGGUGGCCAGUGCACCGAAGGCUGGAACCGCCCGCUGUGCGACUGCUCGGCCACGCUCUUCACCGGGCCGACCUGUGGCCGCGAAUCGGCCACCCUGGCGUUCAACGGGUCGCAACACAUGGCCAUCUGGAUCGGCGGCACCCAGGGCAGCCGGACGCAGACGGAGGAGCUGGUGAUCCGCUUCAAGACCGCCCGCCCGGCCGGGCUCCUCCUGCUGACCAGCGCCGAGUCCAGCUCGUCCGAUCGGCUCGAGAUCGGGCUGGUCGCGGGCCGGGUGCGGGCCAAUGUGCGGCUCGGCGAUCGUGAAAAGAACCUUCUCGCCGGGCAGUCGGUUCUGAACGACAACAACUGGCACACGGUGAGAUUCUCUCGCCGUGCGUCCAAUCUGAGGCUGCAAGUUGACGGGACACAGCCCGUCAGGGGUAUGUUAUCGGAAGCAAUACUGGGACGGCACGGUACGCUGGAGGUGAAGUCGAUACAUCUGGGAGGCCUGUUCCAUGCCGAGGAGGAGAUCCAAAUGACGGCCGCCAUGCCCAACUUUGUCGGCCAGCUGCAGGGAUUCGUCUACAAUGGGCAUCGCUACAUCGAUCUUGUGAAAUCGCUCGGACCCGAGCUUUCCUCGCUCCCGACAACCAUGUUCAAGCUGACGGCCCGGUUCGUGAACUCCCCACCGGGAUCCCCAUACCUUCCGGCGACGUUCCGGUCGAAGCACUCGUACGUUGGAUUGCCGAUCCUGAAGGCCUACUCCUCGGUGUUCGUCGAUUUCCGCUUCAAGACGCUCGAACCGAACGGCCUGCUGUUCUACAACGGUGGCAAGCGGUCCGAUUUCUUGGCGGUCGAGCUCGUCAACGGCCAUAUCCACUACGUGUUCGAUCUGGGCGAUGGACCGAUCACCCUGCGCGACAAGGCCCGCAUCCACAUGAACGACAACCGGUGGCACUCGGUGAGCAUCCGGCGACCGGGCCCAAAGACCCACACGCUGGCCGUGGACGAAUCGAUCGAAAUCUACACCGCCAGUGGCAAUAAUAUGCACCUCGAGCUGGAGGGUAUCCUGUAUGUGGGCGGCGUGUUUAAGGACAUGUACACCCGGCUGCCAUCGAGCAUUGCGUCCCGGUCUGGGUUCGAGGGUUGCAUCGCCUCGGUGGAUCUGGCCGACAGUUCGCCCAGCCUAACGGAGGACGCCGUCGUACCGAGCUCGCUGGUUGUGUCCGGAUGCGAGGGACCCACCAAGUGUAGCCAGAAUGCGUGUGCAAAUCGGGGCGUUUGUGUGCAGCAGUGGAACGCGUAUGCCUGCGAGUGCGAAAUGACCUCCUUCACUGGACCGACGUGCUAUGAUGAAUCAAUAUCGUAUGAGUUUGGAAACAACAAAGGCCUAAUACAGUACAACUUCCCACCGGGGCGCCAACCGGACACGGAGGAGGAUAGUAUCGCGCUUGGGUUUGUGACGACAAAGUCUGACGCCGUCCUGUUGCGCAUCGAGAGCUCUACCACGCAGGACUACAUUGAGAUGGAGAUCGUGGAAGGAAAUGUUUUCACCGUGUACAACGUUGGCACACAGGACCUACCCCUGGGUGAGGUUGCCGUGAAGGUGAACGACAACAACUAUCACAUCGUACGGUUCACACGCACGGGUGCCAAUGCUACGCUGCAAAUCGACGACUAUAACGUCCAGACGGUGUCCUCGAUCGGCCACCAGUCAACAGUCUUCACGUCGAUGGCCAACAUUCAGGUCGGUGGGAAAAUCGCUCGCAAUGGUCGCUCGCGCAUCGAGCGGCCAUUUAGCGGGGUGAUCGCGGGACUGUCGGUGAACCGGCUGCGAGUCCUCGAUCUGGCCGCGGAGCGCGACCCGCACAUCAACGUUCGGGGCGAUGUACAAUUGGUAACUGGCGUUUUAGAUAGAAAUGACCAAAGAAUGCAGCAGAACUCUUCCGAUCAUUUCAAGACCCCGGCCAGCGGCUACCCGGGCGUGAUGGACGAUCUCAUCUUCAGCGGGGCCGGUUCCGGGUGCCGGGGAGACGACGAGGACGAAUGUACGCCGCCGUUCGAGAAUGGCUCGGGAGAUGAUCUGAUCACGCCGGUUUACGUGCCCCCGACGAAGCAAACGGCCACCACGGCUGGUGGAGCGGCGGGAGGUGCCGGUGGGAAGGGUCGUGGACGGGGCAAAACGUCACAGAAGUUGUGCGACGAUGAGGACUGUCUGCACGGUUCCGGAAGUGGUGAGGUGACCGAGGUGUUCACCACGUCGACGGCGAGAAGUUCUGAAACGAGUCCCGAAAUGACGUACACGACGGUUGACUUUGACAAGAAGACCGAGGGAACCACGUCGCUCACAACCCAAGGCCGCACACCGGACACCUACUCAUCGUCCUCGCACACAACCAGCGAGAUGGAAACGACCAGUGGAACCAGCAGUGGUACGACGGGAAGCUACGGCACGGGAAGUAGUGCUGGUUCUUACGGUGGCAGCUCCGGUGGAAGCUACGGAACGACGGUGUCGAUGGGAUCCGGUGGAACAACGGGCUCCGGAACGACGACCGGGACGACGACCAGCGGUCGGGUGGGCACAAGUUCGACGGGCACCACGGUCGGCUUGAGCACGUACGGUUCCACGACCCAGCAGCAGCAACAGCAAACACCCUCCGAGACGACCGUUAGCUACCGGGACCGCGAUCGUGACCACAUCCGCGAGACGACCUACCCCCACACACCCACCACGACCGAGGAGGAAAUCGUCGACGUUCACCUGCCAACGGACGACGAGGACGAGGGCGAGGAACGGCGAACGACGGUGCACCAGCCCGGCCGUCGGCCACCGCCGGUGAAGGUCGCUCAACCGCCCAGCCAGGAACCGGAGACACCCUACCAGCCCCAUCCGCCCCCGUACCCGCCGACGCGCCUGCCCAAGCACAAGGGCGGCCGGAUCAACUCGGAGGCCGAGGAGCGCACGGCCAUGAUUAUCGGCAUCGUGGCGGGCGCGCUGAUCGCCGUCAUCCUGGUGAUCCUGCUCGUCCUCUGGAUCAAGUCGAACGGCGACCGAUCCUACAAGACCGAGCACGACAAGAGCGGCCUGUACGGGCAGGGGCCGAGCGCGGCACUGCUGGGCGGCUCGCACGGUAACUCGGGCACGCACAACUCGCACCACUACAACCAGCAGCAGUCCCAGCAGGGACACCAUCAGCCGCAGCCGCACCAUCAGCCCUCGGCUCCGCCGCACUACAACGGCACGCACCACUCGAACGGGGGCAGCACGCUGCCCAUCAACGGAUCGCUGCGCCACCAUGGCCCCGGCAAUGGGUCCAUGGGUGGCGGCCCGGGUGGUGGUGGUGGUGGUGGUGGUGGCGGCAUGGGCAUGGGUAGCGGCGGCAGCAUGAGCAUGGGCUACGGUGGGCUGAAUGGCAGCGGUAGCGACAAGGGCAGCAUGCAGUCCAGUGGUGGCGGGGGCGGCGGAGGUGCUGGGGCGGGCGGAGGUAUGGGGCAGCCGCAGCGAAACAAGAGCCGCAACUCGAAGGAUAUCAAGGAGUGGUACGUCUAA